UAGGUUCUCCUGGGACGCGCCCGCAGGGACUCGGCAGCCUGGCGGGUGGCGCUGCAACCUCUGCGCAGGGCCGUGCGUGCGUCCUCCUGCCGCCCAGCACCUGUCGCGCUCACCUGCCCGCACCUGUGGCGCUCGCUCGCAGCCCCCAUCUAUCGCCCGCACCUGCACUCCUGCACCUGCAGCCCUACACCUGCGGACCGGCCCAGCAUGGCGGAUCAAGCGCCCUUCGACACAGACAUCAGCACCCUGACCCGCUUCGUCAUGGAAGAGGGCAGGAAGGCUCGCGGCACUGGCGAGCUGACCCAGCUGCUCAACUCGCUCUGCACCGCGGUCAAAGCCAUCUCCUCCGCGGUGCGCAAGGCGGGCAUCGCGCAUCUCUAUGGCAUUGCUGGCUCCACCAACGUGACAGGUGAUCAGGUCAAGAAGCUGGAUGUCCUCUCCAACGAUCUGGUUAUGAACAUGCUAAAGUCAUCCUUCGCCACCUGUGUUCUUGUGUCCGAAGAAGAUAAACACGCCAUAAUCGUAGAACCUGAGAAAAGGGGUAAAUAUGUGGUCUGCUUUGAUCCCCUUGAUGGCUCUUCCAACAUCGACUGCCUGGUGUCCAUUGGAACCAUUUUUGGCAUCUACAGAAAGAAAUCUACUGAUGAGCCUUCCGAGAAGGAUGCCCUGCAAGCAGGCCGGAGCCUGGUGGCAGCUGGUUAUGCCCUCUAUGGCAGCGCCACCAUGCUGGUUCUCGCCAUGGACAGUGGUGUCAACUGCUUCAUGCUGGACCCGGCCAUCGGGGAAUUCAUUUUGGUGGACAGGAAUGUGAAGAUCAAGAAGAAAGGUAAUAUCUAUAGCCUUAAUGAAGGCUACGCCAAGGACUUUGACCCUGCCAUCACUGAGUACAUCCAGAGGAAGAAGUUUCCUUCAGAUAAUUCAGCUCCCUACGGGGCCCGGUAUGUGGGCUCCAUGGUGGCUGAUGUGCACCGCACUUUGGUCUACGGAGGGAUCUUUCUAUACCCUGCUAACAAGAAAAGCCCCAAUGGGAAGUUGAGACUACUGUAUGAAUGUAACCCAAUGGCCUUUGUCAUGGAGAAGGCAGGGGGACUGGCCACAACAGGCAAAGAAGCUAUAUUAGACAUCGUUCCCACCGAUAUCCACCAGCGAGCGCCAGUCAUCCUGGGGUCCCCUGACGAUGUGAGGGAGUUCCUGGAGAUCUACAAGAAGCACUCUGCCAAAUGAAGAGCUGGUCUUGUCCUCAUCCCAAAGAGUUGCCUCACACAGCACUAACCCAUUCUGACCGUGCAUUCUAUGUUCCUAGCCAGCAGACGAAAUGCACAGAUAUUUUUACCAUCUAAUGCACUCUAAUGCCUGGUGCUACCUAACCCAAAUGCUAUCUCCAUAAUAUCACUGGUGGGAAAGAUAUAUGUUGAGCAGAGGGAGGAGAAAUAAACAUAUUCUUCCUUUAAAAAAA
Chinchilla lanigera (long-tailed chinchilla) is the source of this 1456-nucleotide messenger RNA. It is a transcript of the gene Fbp1, whose product is annotated as fructose-1,6-bisphosphatase 1. The record is from RefSeq and is a predicted model, not a curated record. The transcript is spliced from 7 exons. Gene Ontology annotation, molecular function: fructose 1,6-bisphosphate 1-phosphatase activity. The coding region runs from base 208 to 1224 and encodes 338 amino acids. Gene Ontology annotation, cellular component: cytosol; cytoplasm. Gene Ontology annotation, biological process: gluconeogenesis; sucrose biosynthetic process; fructose metabolic process. Lineage: Eukaryota; Metazoa; Chordata; Mammalia; Rodentia; Chinchillidae.